Ziziphus jujuba (common jujube) is the source of this 1596-nucleotide messenger RNA. RefSeq lists its product as uncharacterized. Gene Ontology annotation, molecular function: protein binding. The transcript has 2 exons. The record is from RefSeq and is a predicted model, not a curated record. Bases 232 to 1197 code for a protein of 321 amino acids. NCBI's taxonomy places the organism in Eukaryota, Viridiplantae, Streptophyta, Magnoliopsida, Rosales, Rhamnaceae.
UGUGAGAAGUAGAAGUAGAACCGCUAUACAUACAUACAUAUAUAUAUAUAUAAGGAUAUAUACGGAAUGACAUCUCCAACGGGGCUUAAAAAACAACUGUGAGAAGUAGAAGUAGAACCGCUAUACAUACAUACAUAUAUAUAUAUAUAUAUAUAUAUGUAUCUUCUUCAUGGAUAGGUGAGUGAAAGACAAGAAGAUAUCAAGAAGAAAAUAAGAAAAUAUCUCACAAGCAUGUCGUUGGAUGACCUUCCUAAUGCGAUGUUAUCAGCAAUAGCAAAGCGCUUAGGUUACUGUGAUGUGCUGAGUUUCCGUCUCGUGUGCAAACGUUUCCUUCGUGCCUCAAAUAGCGCUACUGCUGAGAUUGAAUCAACCAGAGAGCCAUUGUUUCUUAUUUAUCUAGGUUUUGAAUGUUAUAUGAUAAGUAAAACAGGUCUAUGGUAUCCCUGGCCUAUUCCCCAAUUACACGGGCUAGGAGGAGCAAAAUGUCUGGCAUCAAGCAUGGGAUGGCUACUGGUAUUCCAGGCCGUUACUGGUUCAAUGUUUUUUAUACAACCCUUCUGCAGCUAUGAUUCGACGGUACGAAUUCCAAAAUUUCCCCACACCAGAGUCUCCCGACACUGUUGUGCUGCGUUUUCAUCUCCUCCUUUGUCCCGGGAUUGCAUUGUGGUCGUGGUAAAUCGUUUUAUUUUGGAUGAUAAUUUUUUGGAUUUGCAAGUUGUCCACCAUGGCUGCGCGUAUUGGACCGGAUAUAGAAUUCAAUGUCCUCGGACCUACUUGGUUAACAUUAAAGGGAGUGCUUAUCAUGAUGGAAUAUUCUACUUUUUCAGCCCCAAUAUCAGGGGAAUUCGGCUUUGUCCUAAAAACUUAGUUAUCCAAAAAUUUGACUUGCUUUCCAAUGUCGAUCUUGCCGCACAACAUCCUCCUUUUCCUCCUUUUCCUAUUUUUGAGUUAAGGAAAAACUAUGUCAGAUUUGUGGGUCUCAAGAAGCGGCUGGGAUUGGAAGAGAAUAAUCGUGAUUCUGCAAUUGUCUCUUGCGGGACGGCCAUGACGUCGCUGGAUAAUCACAACAAGCUAGUUGUGAUUUUCAACGAAGAUAUUACUCACAGAUCAGCCAGAUACAGAUCCAAAGCUUUGUAUCAAGGGCGUAUUCGGAUAGAUGUGCCAGCGUAUUCGGAUAGAUGUGCCACUGACCUAUGAAAGAAAUUGUUCACGGAAGGAUCGAAAUUUACUUUAUUUUAUGGACCAAAGUUAGAAGUCUUUGUUUGAGAUGUCUUGUUUGACCCAGUUUUGUAUGUUUAGAAUGGAUAGGAUAAAGAUUGUUCAUAACUCUUUAACUAACUUCAUUUUGUAUUUUUCCAAUUUUUUUCAUUUUUUUUGCAUGCUUGGGAAGUUUAAUUCAAAGCAGCUAUUUUAGGAUCAUUUUUCGUGGAAUUUCUUACCCUUUGGCAUUAAAAAAUUAUGGUUAUAUUCACAUUUUGUUAUUCCAUAUUAAUUCUUGGUUGGUACUUUUGAAGUAAUUUCUUGUAUCCUAAUCCCAUGAAGAAACCUUCUUUUUUUUUUUUUUUUCCUAUGCCCCUGGCAUCCCAUUUCUCCCAA